GCAGCUUUCAUGUCACCGUCAUACGCAUCAGUGUUUGAUAAAUGCAAAAGAAAGAGGCCGAUGGCUUCACGGUCAUCCUAUACAAGAGAAGAUGGUUUUCGCUACUGAUAUUUUGUCUGUGUUCAUUUGGGAAUGCUUAUCAGUGGAUUCAUUUGAAUAUAAUUUCUGAUAUUGUUCUGUUUUUUUGGGAUGCUUCUAUUCCAGGGUCAUCUGUAGAUACCAAGACAAUAUCUGUAGAUUGGUUGUCAAUGAUUUAUAUGCUCGCUUAUAUUCCAUUGAUAUUUCCUUCUAAUUGGAUACUGAAUAGAUGGGGCCUGCGUGUAACUCUGCUAGUUGCCUCAGCUUUGAAUGCAGUCGGUGGUUGUAUUAAAUGUAUAGCGGGUGCAGUUACGUAUGAAACAACAUUUGGACAGUCUAAUAAAUCUAUUCCAUUCAGUAAUAAACUUGGUUUUCCAAUACUUAUGGCUGGACAAACUAUUUGUGGAAUAGCUCAAUCCGGUAUAUUGGGUAUACCAGCCCACUUAGCAGCAGUUUGGUUUGGAGUGAAUGAAGUUUCAACGGCUACUGCACUUGGUGUAUUCGGGAAUCAACUUGGUGUUGCAUUUGGUUUUCUAGUACCACCGCUUAUUUUACCAUCGAUACCGUAUAGUUCAAAUGGAACUAAUCAAAUUGAUCCAACAACAGAUAUGAAUGAAUUAUUCAAUAAAAUUAAACACUAUAUGAUGAUUAUGCUGUAUUUUAGUGCUGCUUUAAAUAUUCUUCCAUUUAUAUUUGUAUUGUUUGGUUUUCGUGCAAAACCUAAAACUGAACCAAGUUUAGCACAAUAUAAACGUAGUGGUUCAUCGGUUAUUCAUAAAUUACAUGUAAAUGACCAAUUAUCCAUUGAUAACAAACCUUCAAAUGGAAUUCAUUCAAUAGUCAAUAAUAAUGGUCUACACGAAAAGAAAAACAAUAUUGAUAAAGAAUUCUAUACAAAAUCAUUAGACGCUGAUCAACAAUAUCCAGCGCUUAGUCCAAAUGAACAUUCAAUAUCAUCAACAAAACAGGAUACCCUAAAUACAAAUGAUUCAAUCAUGAAUAAUUUUAUUAUCAAUAUUGAUGAUAAAAAUGAUAUCAGUAGUAUAGAUAAUUAUUCAUAUCAAUCAUUACAAAAUAAUCCUAGAAAUGAAACUAUUUCAAUGGCAUUAAAACGUUUGUUUAAAAAUACUCCAUUCAUUUUAUUGUUUAUUAGUUAUGGUAUACUUACUGGUGUCUACUAUGCUGUUGGUACAUUAUUAAAUAGUAUUUUACUAGGAUAUUUCACAAAUUCUAAUCUAUCUGGUUGGGCUGGUUUCACAAUGAUUAUUGCCGGUAUAUUUGGAUCAGUAAUAACUGGUGUAAUUUUAGAUAAAACAAAAAAAUUUAAAUUAAUCACAUGCAUUAUAUAUAUACUAAGUUUAUUGUUUAUGGGAAUCUUUACUGGAAUAUUAUAUUUUCGUUCAAUGCCAAUAGUCUUUAUCAUUAUGUUCUGUUUAGGUUUCUUUAUGACCGGUUAUUUAAGUAUUGGUUUUGAAUUAGCCGCUGAAUUAACUUAUCCAGAAAGUGAAGGUUUAUCUUCUGGUCUGUUGAAUACAUCAGCACAGAUAUUUGGCCUUAUACUGAUUCAUGUUGCAACACCAUUGAGAACAAAUUAUGGAGUUUUGCCUGGAAAUUUAUUCCUUACAGGAUUAACACUAAUUGGAACAAUAAUGACAGUGUUAAUUAAAGAGAAUCUUUAUCGUCAACAAGCACAUGAACGUAAGAAGGCUGAAACACAAAAUGUUCCCGAUGAAUAGACAUUUAACAAAACAAAUUAAUGAAGAUCUAAAUGUUCAACAUAAUGAAUUCAAUGAAACAUGAACAACUUUACUUUCUCAUUUUUUUUUAAAAAAAUUUUGUUCUUUUAAAUAUUAGAAUGAAUAAUUUCCCAAGUGCUCAAAAUUAUGCAAUACAAUGAUCAAUAUCGAUAUGUGGUUGUGUGUGUGUGUGUACGUGUGUAAUCUCUCUCUCUCUCUCUCUCUCUAUAUAUAUAUAUAUAUAUAUAUAUAUAUAUAUAUAUAUAUAUAUAUAUAUAUAUAUGCAUAUCUAUUAGAACAAUUCUCUUGAUGUAUUUCUUUUGUACUCUCUCUCUGUCCCUCUCGUACCAUCUCCAUCAUCACCCCUAUCCCCAUCAUCAUCAUUAUCAUCAUCAUCCCCAUCCCCAUCAACAUGUGAAAUAAAAUCAUGAAUACUUGAUAAAAAGAAAACAACAAAAUCUCAGAUAUCGACUAUCAUUUACAUUCAUUCUUUAUUGUCAAUUUUUUUUUAUGAAGAUGUUUUAUUUUUAAAAGUGAAAUCAUUCAGUGAUCUUUUGUUUUGUAUCUGUGUGUGUGUAUGCGUGUGUGUGUGUGUGUGUUUGUUUGUUUGUUUGUUUGUUUAUGUGAAUAUAUUCACAUCUGUUUUUAAAACAAAAAAUUUUUUUCUCUUUUUGAUAGUAACACUGAUUACGUAAUUUUCUACUACUACUACUAUUCUUCUUCUUAUUAUUAACCCGAUCUCGUUUUGUUCUAUUUUGUGACUGUAUUAUUAUUAUUUUUUGUUUCUCAUACUGAAUUAGAUUAGAUUUGUCUUUUUGUUUUUCUAUUACAUAAAAUGUAUCUAACGAAGAGAAAAAGAAAACAAAAACAAACAAGUAAACAAAAGAAAAUGGUAGAGAGAAAAAUGACUACCUUCAUUGUGGUGUUUUUUUUUUAAUUUUCGGUUCACAUUUCUAAAAUGUUCACUUGUUUAUGUUUCACUUUUUUCUUCUUCUUUUUCUUUUUUUUUCUUUUUCACAGUGGCUUAUUUUCUCUCACAUAGAUUGUUGUUCCGUUUUUCUUUUUUUUUUCGCAGUGGUUUAUCUUCUCUCACAUAGAUUGUCAUUUCGUUUUCUUUCUGCUUUUUCUCUCUUUUUUUUCUUUUUCACAGUGGCUUAUCUUCUCUCACAUAGAUUGUUCUUCCGUUUUUUUUCUUUGGUAUGUUUUACCUUUACACUAUAAUUGUUAUAAUCAUUAUAAAUUCUCUUUAUAAAAUAUGGAAUUAGAUCAUGUUGACAAGCAGGUAAGCAAAUGUUUGUUUAUUUUUUUUAAAUACAAAUAAAUGAGUUUUGUUUGUUGUCUGUUGGUUACUGUUUAAAAGGUGAUCUUUUCACUGUGUGUAUAUCAAUACAUGAUAGUUUAUACCUUUUAAACAAACGUAAUAAUGUUAAGUAUGUAAUAAUGUGUGAAUAUUACUGAUGAUAUUAUGUCUAUUCUAACAAGAGAUACUAGACUUUAAUUCAGGUUAGGAUCUGAAAAGUUGGAAUAAUGAACAUUUCCCAAAUACAAUCCAAAUGAUCUUGAUUGUCUAGUCAUAGUAUUCUGACAUUAGACAAUGAGUUUUAAGCGUUCUUUAAACCCUGAGCUGAGCUAUUUCAUUUACUAACUUACAUAUGUGUUGUAUGCAGUAUAAGCUAUAUUGCUAUAUAGAGCUGAAGAUAUUGUGGAUGGUUUAGCAUUAAUUUGGCAAGUUUUGCUGACUGUUCAUGUACAAAAUUCGUUUGCUGAUCAACUGAUUUCAUUUGUAUCGGUGGUUGUUUUUCACUGUUCUCAAGGAUCAUUGUCAUUGGGUGGGACAUUGUAAGACAUGUCUCCAUUUCUAACAUUAAUGAGUUUGACUGUCGUGUAAGCGGAAUAGGUCAACUUUGACCUGUUCGUGCAGUGAAUAACUGAUUCACGCGAUCAUUGAUCGGAAUAACUAUACAUGUGAUGUGAAUGUGUAAACGAAGGGUGCGAAUAGUCCACCAGGGUGUUUAGUACCUUUGUGGUUGCGCCACAGGUUUGAG
Schistosoma haematobium is the source of this 3859-nucleotide messenger RNA. RefSeq names its product Feline leukemia virus subgroup C receptor- protein 2. Gene Ontology annotation, molecular function: heme transmembrane transporter activity; heme binding. Gene Ontology annotation, biological process: transmembrane transport; heme export. Gene Ontology annotation, cellular component: membrane. Lineage: Eukaryota; Metazoa; Platyhelminthes; Trematoda; Strigeidida; Schistosomatidae. The transcript has 14 exons. Bases 42 to 1814 code for a protein of 590 amino acids. The record is from RefSeq and is a predicted model, not a curated record.